This is a messenger RNA of Colius striatus (speckled mousebird), 3552 nucleotides long. RefSeq names its product chloride voltage-gated channel 7 (gene CLCN7). Lineage: Eukaryota; Metazoa; Chordata; Aves; Coliiformes; Coliidae. Bases 72 to 2756 code for a protein of 894 amino acids. Gene Ontology annotation, biological process: transmembrane transport; chloride transport. Gene Ontology annotation, molecular function: voltage-gated chloride channel activity. The record is from RefSeq and is a predicted model, not a curated record. The transcript has 25 exons. Gene Ontology annotation, cellular component: intracellular membrane-bounded organelle; lysosomal membrane.
GCGGCGGCGCCGCGGUCACAUGAGCGGCCGGCGCGGCGGGGCCCGGCCGAGGAGCGCUGCUGCCGCCCCGCAUGGCCAACGUCGCCAAGAAGGUGUCCUGGUCCGGCCGCGACCGCGACGACGACGACGACGAGGACGAACGCGCAGGAGAGACCACCCCGCUGCUCAACGGCACCGGGGCGGCGGCUGGCGGCCGGCAGCUCACUCCUUCCUCCUUCCUGGGCUUUGGGCAGCUGAGCAAUGUCGACCUCAACGAGGACAUCCGUGAGCUGGAUACAGAGCUCCCUCGGGCCCGUCCCAACGAGAUCCCCCACAACGAGAAGCUGCUGUCGCUCAAGUACGAGAGCCUGGACUAUGACAACAGUGAAAACCAGCUGUUCCUGGAGGAGGAAAGGAGGAUAAACCAUGCUGCUUUCCGGACGGUGGAGAUCAAGCGCUGGGUGAUCUGUGCCAUGAUUGGCAUCUUCACCGGCCUCGUCGCCUGCUUCAUCGACAUCGUGGUGGAGAACCUGGCUGGGCUGAAGUACAGGGUGGUGAAGGGCAAUAUUGAAAAGUUCACAGAGAAAGGGGGCCUCUCUUUCUCCCUGUUACUCUGGGCCACCCUGAAUGCCAGUGUGGUGAUGGUGGGCUCCAUGAUUGUUGCUUUUAUAGAGCCCGUGGCAGCUGGCAGUGGCAUUCCCCAGAUCAAAUGCUACCUCAAUGGUGUGAAGAUCCCGCACGUUGUCCGUCUCAAGACCCUGGUGAUCAAAGUCUGUGGGGUCAUCCUCUCAGUGGUUGGGGGCCUGGCUGUUGGGAAGGAAGGACCCAUGAUCCACUCUGGAGCAGUGAUUGCAGCUGGCAUCUCCCAGGGCAGAUCCACCUCCUUAAAGCGAGAUUUCAAGAUCUUCGAGUACUUCCGCAGAGACACGGAGAAGAGGGACUUUGUGUCAGCUGGAGCUGCUGCUGGUGUCUCAGCUGCCUUUGGUGCCCCUGUGGGGGGUGUCCUCUUCAGCUUGGAGGAAGGAGCUUCAUUCUGGAACCAGUUCCUGACAUGGAGAAUUUUCUUUGCCUCCAUGAUCUCUACGUUCACUCUGAACUCAGUCCUGAGUGUUUACCAUGGCAAUGCUUGGGAUCUCUCCAGCCCUGGGCUCAUCAACUUUGGCAGGUUUGAUACUGAGAAAAUGGGAUACACGAUCCAGGAAAUCCCCAUCUUCAUCUUCAUGGGAGUGGUUGGUGGGAUCCUUGGGGCCCUGUUCAAUGCCCUCAAUUACUGGUUGACGAUGUUCCGGAUCAGGUACAUCCACCGGCCCUGCCUGCAGGUGGUGGAGGCCAUGCUGGUGGCAGCAGUGACAGCGACCGUGGGCUUCGUCAUGAUUUACUGCUCCAGGGACUGCCAGCCCAUCCAGGGCAGCACAGUGGCAUAUCCCCUGCAGCUCUUCUGUGCUGAUGGAGAGUACAACUCCAUGGCCACUGCCUUCUUCAACACUCCUGAGAAGAGCGUUGUCAACCUCUUCCACGACCCUCCAGGUUCCUACAACCCCAUGACACUGGGCAUGUUCACACUGAUGUAUUUCUUCCUGGCCUGCUGGACCUACGGCCUCACGGUGUCCGCAGGGGUCUUCAUCCCCUCCCUGCUCAUCGGGGCUGCCUGGGGGAGGCUCUUUGGCAUCUCCCUGUCCUACCUGACCAAAGGCUCGAUCUGGGCUGACCCUGGGAAGUACGCCCUGAUGGGAGCUGCUGCUCAGCUGGGUGGGAUAGUGAGGAUGACCCUGAGCCUCACAGUCAUCAUGAUGGAGGCAACAGGCAACGUCACCUACGGCUUCCCCAUCAUGCUGGUGCUGAUGACAGCAAAGAUUGUGGGAGACUACUUUGUGGAGGGGCUCUAUGACAUGCACAUCCAGCUGCAGAGCGUGCCCUUCCUGCACUGGGAGGCCCCAGUGACAUCCCACUCCCUCACAGCCAGGGAGGUGAUGAGCGCUCCUGUCACCUGCCUGCGGAGGAUCGAGCGAGUGGGCACAGUUGUGGACAUCCUCAGCGACACCUCCUCCAACCACAACGGCUUCCCAGUGGUGGAGAGCAACCCUGAUGCCACACAGGUGGCAGGCCUGAGGGGUUUGAUCCUGCGCUCCCAGCUCAUUGUCCUGCUGAAGCACAAGGUCUUUGUGGAAAGGGCCAACCUGAGCCUGGUGCAGCGGCGGCUGAAGCUGAAGGACUUCCGCGACGCCUACCCCCGCUUCCCGCCCAUCCAGUCCAUCCACGUGUCCCAGGACGAGCGCGACUGCAUGAUGGACCUCAGCGAGUUCAUGAACCCCUCUCCCUACACUGUGCCCCAGCCCGGCUCUGCCUGCGCAGGAGGCGUCUCUGCCGCGGGUGUUCAAGCUCUUCCGCGCCCUGGGGCUGCGGCACUUGGUGGUCGUGGACAAUCGCAACGAGGUGGUGGGCAUGGUGACCCGCAAGGACCUCGCCAGGUACCGCCUGGGGAAGGAAGGCCUGGAGGAGCUCUCGCUGGCACAGACGUGAUGCGGGGCGGUGCUGCCCAGCAGAAACGUGCCCCAGCCCCUCAGAGGCGGGGAGCCCCUGUUUGUGGGAGGUGGGCAGAGGACUGGGCCAAGCCCAUGGUGCCCGGAGCACCGUGCUGCCCCGGCUCUCCUGCCCGUCGCUGCCUUCCCCUGCCUCCUGCCUCCUCCUCUCCCCGCUUCCUCUGCUUCCCCGAGGGAUCAAAGCGCACCCUUGGCUCUGUUAGCUCCUGGUAUAGGCUCUCCCUGAGGGUUGGGUGAAGGCUGGAGUGUGCCAGGGGAGAAGUAGUGCCCUGCUGAGCUGGGCACAGUCCUCUGCCGCAGCACAUGGGCUCCAUCAGCUCAUCCACCCAGCCUGGGCUAACUGGGGCCUAACCCUGCCCUGGUCCCCUGUGUGGGAGUGGAAGGGAUGUGAUGGGGCUCCCUCCUGCUCUCAGGGCCCUGGCGCCCUGCCCUGUGCUCCUGCUGCCUCAGGCUGAGCCCUGGGCCCGCAGGAGGGGGCCGUGCCCUGCUCCACUGUGCAAUAAAAGGGCUGCCGUGGUUCAGCAGCUGCUGUCUCUUGCCCUUUCUUGGCUUCCUGGGCCAUUGACCCCAAGCUGUAGGUGGGGAGACACCCCUGGGGUUUGGGGCAGGGAAGGGGAAGAGAGGGCUGCCUGCUUCUGGGGGCAGAUGCAGGUCUUGCACCCUGUGUCUCUAGUGUGUGCUCCUCUCCCACUCCUGCCCUCCUCCCACCCUUGCUGCUGCCUCUCCCCUCCACCUGUGCUGGGGUCCAGAGUCACCCCUGGGUUUCUGCACUUGCUGCCGCUUCUUCUGGGUCCUGCCAGGCACCCCACAACCCCCUGGCAGCCCUGGACCUGGCCUGGGCAGGGACCAAAGCCUGCUCUUCCCCUGGCUGAUGCAGAGAGCUCCAGCCCUGGCACCUCAGCUCCCCAGUCUCCUGCCAUCCUUGCUCCUCACCCUUGCCCCCAUGCCCUGGCUUGGAAUUGCACCCUCCUCCCUUGGUGCCUGGAAGGGGUUACAGGAUACUGUACUGAAAUAAAGCCAGUUUGUACUUUUA